UAGGGUUCUCUGAAAUAGCAGCAGCUUGGGAGGCGAGACAGAGAGAGAGAGAGAGAGAGAGAGAGAUGGUGUCCUUGAAACUUCAGAAAAGGCUCGCCGCCAGUGUUCUCAAGUGUGGAAAGGGCAAGGUCUGGCUUGAUCCAAAUGAAGUCAAUGACAUCUCCAUGGCCAAUUCCCGACAAAACAUCAGGAAGCUGGUCAAGGAUGGAUUCAUCAUCAGGAAACCAACCAAGAUCCAUUCGCGUUCACGUGCGCGAAGAAUGAAGGAAGCCAAGAGGAAGGGUCGUCAUGCUGGAUAUGGUAAGCGUAAGGGUACAAGGGAAGCAAGGUUGCCCACAAAGGUUUUGUGGAUGAGGAGGUUGCGAGUUCUGAGACGUCUCCUUCGCAAGUAUCGUGAAGCUAAGAAGAUUGACAAACAUAUGUACCAUGAUAUGUACAUGAAGGUUAAGGGUAAUGUUUUCAAGAACAAGAGAGUCUUGAUGGAAAGUAUUCACAAGUCUAAGGCUGAGAAAGCUAGGGAGAAGACAUUGUCUGAUCAAUUUGAGGCUAAGCGUGCUAAGAACAAGGCUAGCAGGGAAAGGAAGUUUGCCAGGAGGGAGGAGCGAUUAGCCCAGGGACCGGUAGAGAAGGUGGCUCAACCUGAAGCAGCAUCUGCACCUGCAGUACAAUCUGCCAAGGGUAAUAAGAAAUCCAAGAAGUGAGAAGAAGAUGAAGAUUAAUGGUUUUCUUAUAGUUGUUGACCUUGUAAUGAACUCAGGAUCGAGAUCAAGGUUUUUUUGGUUACUUAAUGAGUUCUUAUUUACAUUUGAAGAUGAUCUAGAGCUUUCUUAUUAUGACUUUGAGAUUUUGAUAUUACAUUUGCUGUUUGAUUUUUGCAUGAUUAAUUUAGUUUUUGUUUGGUGCUUUU
This is a messenger RNA of Impatiens glandulifera, 907 nucleotides long. Its product is annotated as 60S ribosomal protein L19-1-like. Gene Ontology annotation, biological process: translation. Lineage: Eukaryota; Viridiplantae; Streptophyta; Magnoliopsida; Ericales; Balsaminaceae. Gene Ontology annotation, molecular function: structural constituent of ribosome; RNA binding. The coding region runs from base 66 to 701 and encodes 211 amino acids. The record is from RefSeq and is a predicted model, not a curated record. Gene Ontology annotation, cellular component: cytosolic large ribosomal subunit; ribosome. The transcript has 5 exons.